Molecule: messenger RNA, 1629 nt
Organism: Necator americanus (New World hookworm)
Lineage: Eukaryota; Metazoa; Nematoda; Chromadorea; Rhabditida; Ancylostomatidae
Exons: 12
Coding region: 1-1629 (542 amino acids)
Source: RefSeq, a predicted model, not a curated record
AUGUAUUCGAAAAUUGUGAACACAUUACUCGGUCGACAUAAAUCUAAGCCGGACCUCGCUCAUCAGUGCAAAUCACAACCGGGUCCAGCUCAUGACGCCGUCACCGCCACCGUGCUGAACCCCGUCGACGGCACACACCUGUUGGCAGAUGGGAACGCUCCGCCCACGCAGCCGGUAAGGCAGCCGGCUUUCGUGACAGCUGCGGCCGGCCACGCCCUACUGCUGGACGACUGCCAACUCAUUGACCACGCCCCUUGUCCAAGGUGCACUCGUGCAGAUAACUACGAAGUACCGGAUAUGCGGCAACAAUUCGCGUUGUCAUGGAAUGUCAGGUAUCUUGGCUCAUUCCCAAUCUCAAACACCACUCCGGAACAUGUAUCGUAUCGUCUGGAACAUUUCCAAGUCCCGCCCACAUCGAAACCUGUCACAUUAUCGGUAUCGUUACUUGGAGUACGAGUUCAUACUAGAGAGAAUCUUCUGAUGUCACAUUCGCUUCGACGUGUCUGCAGUGUAAUCGGUAGGGCACAUCUUCGUCAGGUAGCAUACACUGCAAUGGAAGCAGCUGGACAAACUUAUCGUCGACAAUGUCACGUGUUUCAGACGGAAGACAUUCAUCAGGUCGAAGAAAUCGAAUCCGUAUUGGGGAACGCAUUUGAGGCAGCACUUGUCACCCGAACCAGUACACCAGUACGACCGGUCACCAUGUCGACACCGUUGCCAGCUCCUAUACCGUCAAAAUCCGAUAAACGUACCUCGUCCACCGCAUUCAUGUCUCGACUCCUGGGAAAAGGCAAAGAAACAUUUGAGGAGAAGUCGAAGAGGAAACGACGACCAGUUAGUGCGGUGUUCUCGAGUGCAAUUCAUCGCCUCUCAUCAACCGCUUCAAUAGCAAAUAAGAGGAUGAGCAAUAUUGACUCUCCACCACGUAAAGAUAUUCGCCGAGAAGAAUUUCAACCUAAAGCAACCUCGCCAGUCCCAGAGGAACCUAUUCCAAGUAAAAAUAGGGAGAAAAAACCUGCUGUUGAACCUGUGCUAGUCUACGAUGAAAAACUUGGUGAAUGGAUUUAUCCGAUCGAUGAAGCGUUACAAGCUCAACUGGAUAAUGUCAGCUAUUUUGUGAAGUUGCCGUCAAGGGAAUUAUUGGUGCGAAAUUUGUUGUCACAUUGCGAAGGCGCAUUCGUUGUUCGAUAUUCGGAAUCGAAGCGGCGAUGUUUGGCGUUGAGCGUUCGUGUGCCGCCCACGCACAAUCCGGCCUGUAUCUCACAUUAUUUGAUCAUCAGAAAUCAAUACGGAUAUCGAAUUAAGAGUUGUGAAAAACAUUUUCCAUCGCUUCAAAUGCUUAUCACUCAUCACUCGGUGAUGCCGGAAAAGUUGCCCGUGGCGCUGGUGUUCGUGCAAUGGAAUCCGUCCGAUUGGAUUGAGGUCGGCGAUUUGAGGUUAGCAGCUGCCGAUGAAAAACGACAUUCCUACGUGACCAACCAUACGAGAUGUUCCGAAAUAGAUGAGAACAGAAAUUCCAAGUACUAUCAUGAUCACGAACGUAGAAUUGAGGACUAUGUGACACCGAAACGAAGAUCACGUCUUUAUCUGGACAAUUAUCGUCAUUCCCGAAUCAUUGACAUCGCGUGA